Messenger RNA from Rhagoletis pomonella (apple maggot), 1133 nucleotides. It is a transcript of the gene CSN6, whose product is annotated as COP9 signalosome complex subunit 6. The coding region runs from base 102 to 1100 and encodes 332 amino acids. Gene Ontology annotation, biological process: protein deneddylation. The record is from RefSeq and is a predicted model, not a curated record. The transcript is spliced from 2 exons. Gene Ontology annotation, molecular function: metallopeptidase activity; protein binding. NCBI's taxonomy places the organism in Eukaryota, Metazoa, Arthropoda, Insecta, Diptera, Tephritidae. Gene Ontology annotation, cellular component: COP9 signalosome.
GGUGUUCAGGUCAAAAACAGUUGGCUACCCUGUUCUGACAACAAUAUUGCGGCUUUUGUGAAAAUUGCAAUUUUUAUAUUCAAUAAAAAUAAACUACUGAAAUGGAGCAUAUGGACAUUGAUUCCGACGCCAACUUAAAUUUUGGACCGUCAUGCAGCCACCAUCCAACAUGCAGAGCGGCUACGUCCAACGCCAGCAUUAUGGCCGGACCAGGCACGGUACCAUCAGUUACUGCCUCUCUUCAUCCUUUGGUAAUAUUAAAUAUUUCCGAACAUUGGACUCGCAUAAGAGCACAAGCUGGUGAAACUUGUCAAGUGUUUGGGGCUUUAAUAGGCAAACAAAAAGGACGUAACAUCGAAGUGAUGAAUUCGUUUGAACUACGGGUGGACAGGGUGGGAGAAGAUGUCAUCAUCAAUCGAGAAUACUAUCAAACAAAGGAGCAGCAGUUCAAGCAAGUAUUUAGCGAUUUAGAUUUUAUUGGCUGGUACACCACUGACGAGGCUCCCACUCUUCUUGAUAUUCAAAUCCAAAAACAAAUGGCUGAAAUUAAUGAAUGCCCUAUUCUAUUGCAAUUAAAUCCAUUGUCCCGAAGCGUUGACCAACUUCCACUGAAGCUGUAUGAAUCUACAAUUGAAGUAGUAGACGGAGAAGCUACAAUGUUGUUUGUUCCACUCACAUACACAUUGGCCACCGAAGAAGCAGAAAGAAUAGGCGUUGAUCAUGUAGCGCGUAUGUCUACUAACGAAACUGGAGAGAAGUCUGUUGUUGCUGAACAUUUAGUGGCACAAGAUAGCGCUAUAAAAAUGUUAAAUAAACGUAUUCAAAUAGUUUUAAAGUAUAUUAAAGAUGUCGAAGAUGGAAAAUUGCCGGCUAACCAAGAAAUAUUGCGCGAUGCGUACGCACUAAGUCAUCGGCUGCCUGUAAUGAAGGGUCCUGUUUUUCAGGAAGAGCUGUAUACUCAAUGCAACGACGUUACCCUUAUCAGUUACUUAGGCGCGAUGACCAAAGGUUGUAAUGAUAUGAACCACUUUGUUAAUAAAUUUAAUGUACUCUACGACCGUCAAGGUUCUGGCCGCCGUGCUCGUGGUUUAUAUUUUUAAAUAGAAAUAAUAAAUGACAGUCAUAAUACAACA